Mercurialis annua (annual mercury) is the source of this 762-nucleotide messenger RNA. Its product is annotated as agamous-like MADS-box protein AGL65. Lineage: Eukaryota; Viridiplantae; Streptophyta; Magnoliopsida; Malpighiales; Euphorbiaceae. Bases 114 to 629 code for a protein of 171 amino acids. Gene Ontology annotation, biological process: regulation of transcription by RNA polymerase II. The record is from RefSeq and is a predicted model, not a curated record. The transcript is spliced from 8 exons. Gene Ontology annotation, molecular function: DNA-binding transcription factor activity, RNA polymerase II-specific; RNA polymerase II cis-regulatory region sequence-specific DNA binding; protein dimerization activity.
CCAAAUAAACUACCACUCAACAACAUUCUACUCAUAUAUUAAAUUUCACAAAUCCAAGUUCUAAUUAGCUAUUUUAACUCUAAAUAAAACAUAGAUCUUGAAGUAAAAAAAAAAUGGGAAGGAGAAAACUAAAAAUAAUGAGAUUGGAAUGUGUUAAAGAGAGGCAAGUGAAAUAUUCAAAGAGAAAAGUUGGAGUGCUUAAGAAAGGGAAAGAACUUGCUACUUUAUGUGAUGUUGAUGUUGCUCUUCUCAUGUUUUCCCCCACCGGAAAACCUUCUCUUUUUGUUGGCCAUGACAAAGACUUAGGGACUCUUUUGGAGAGGUUGUCAAGUAUGGCACUGGAAGAAAGAGAAGAGAGGAAGGAGUACACCAUGAGAUUAUUAAUGAAAAUGUACUCAAAGGCUGGCACAGAAAUGGGCCGAAUGACACUUACAAAUGACAGAGAUGAAGCACCCCAUGAGCUGCAAGAAAAAUUAGCUGAGAAAAGAAGCAUUUUAAGGGAAUGGAAGAAUCCCUAUAAGGUUGACAAUUUACCUCAAAUCAAAAUAAUGGAGGAGCAUCUCAUUGGAAGUUUGACUAGAGUGAGAAAUAUCAAGAAGCUGUUGAGGGAGAAGGAGAAUAAAGCAUGAAGAACAGUGGAAGGUGGUUCUAAAUUUGUUUAACAAAAAAGACUAAUUUAUAUUUUCCUUUGGAAAUUCUAUUUUGAAAUUUUAGAAUAAAUCAUCGUAACGGACCAUUUUGUGGUGAAAAUUUCGUGCUUAG